Messenger RNA from Lindgomyces ingoldianus, 2589 nucleotides. RefSeq lists its product as uncharacterized. The record is from RefSeq and is a predicted model, not a curated record. NCBI's taxonomy places the organism in Eukaryota, Fungi, Ascomycota, Dothideomycetes, Pleosporales, Lindgomycetaceae. The coding region runs from base 1 to 2589 and encodes 862 amino acids. The transcript is spliced from 19 exons.
AUGACAUUGAAUUGGAUCCGGUAUUUCGAUAUGCUUCGAGCGGAUAUCGGACCGACUAAGUAUCUCAUCGACUCAUUCGGUAAUCUCUCUCAUAUGGACAAACGACCACUGGAAACAGAGUCAAGAAAGAGAAAGCCCCUCCUUACCAUCAUAUCGCGUGCCCAUACUGCGAGUAUGAGAUAUGUUAGAUAUGACAAGAUGAACGAGCCGGGAUCACAUUUGGAGAACCCAGGCUCGUUUUGGUGGCGCCCAAUUAAGAUGGGCUCCACACUAGAAACAUUGCCUUCGUUGGGCUGGUCGAAUUCUUGUGUUUACUCGUUUCGAAACAUGAGUUGCUUCAUCAGCGGCUUCCCCGGCGUCUUUGCAUCACCACCGCCCGCACAUACUAUUAUCGCCAAACAGCCUUUCGCCGAGAAAGCGCGAAAAUACUGGCACCAGUCUACGGAAUACCGUGUUGAGGGCUUCCAUACAAUAUCUAGAUGGAAGCGGCAACCAUGGGUUCGAUUUCUGGAGAGACUUGAAAUACUCUUCAGCAAGCUCGACAACGGGACGGGUUCUUGGAGAUAUCCAAAACGUCUUUGCGAUAUCUUAUGCAUAGCCUUUAGCGGAGCUAAUGACCGUGACACGCAUACUGGAGGCUUUGGUGGAGCAGCGCGUCCGCGUAAGGUCACACUGAUUGCCUGCAUCGAGGAGCCAGAACCUCUGAAUCGCCGCUCUGUUAUUAAGGCUUCUACGACCUCACAGGCUCCAGUUGUCGAUGGGAAAGCCCCACCCAAGCGCAUCGAGUUGUUGCGAAUUUCAUCCAGUAUCCUGAGACAGUUCAAACAGCGGUUGCCUCCUCCGUUGGCGUCUCCAUUCAAAUAUUAUGAACUUCUAGAGAACCUCCAUCGUCCAGGUGCAUCAGGAAUGUUCUCCAGAGCCUCUUCCUAUAGAAACACCACACCGCUCCCCGCCUCGAUUGGACACACCACUGAUAGCUGUAUCACUCCAGACAUGACUUUAAUAUCCGUGCCCAAUGUAUCAUAUCCUUCCACCGGGCUUCCCUUUAAUUCAUUCAUGGAACGGCCCUGGCAAGCUAGCCCGAUAAGUCGGCGGUACCCUGUAGUCGUAGGCGAAUUUCAAUACUCUCUAAAGCUGGAGGAUGCUCAUCUAUACACAAAGGCCGCCAAACCACCUUCACCGUUCUCGACUCAAGUCAUAGCUCUGGAAACACCGCCAGGCGAGAAAAACAUAAUAGUAGCGAUGGCAAAAUCAGGCGUAUUCCCGCAUGGCAGCAACAGCACUCGAGAUCGAGACCGCAAUAAAAUGGGGUCAGAAGGACUCCGACAACGCCGUGUGGGAUUCCCGAGCUUUGUGAUAUCGAAAGAGGAUCGUCUUCUGGCGAUUUCUGAACCCCGAAGACGCAAAUACGUUAAGGAGGAAACCUUCGGUACCAAAAAAUUUUAUAACCCGGGCGAAAUGGAUCGUGAGGAGUUUCUGAGGUUUAAGAUGUCCAAAAUGGAUCGCUUUUCGACAAUACCUAAACGACAAAGAGACAUGUUAAGAUCUCUACCCAUUUACUAUGAGCAUAUUGGUGCUCGAAUUGUGCGUCAAGACCUCCGUUAUUACUGCGCUAGGAUGGCCAGCCACGCAACCAUCAUGUUCGUGCAAGGGGAUAUCAAAUUACCAGUCUACGUUGUAACUUCCCUUAACACUCCGCUAUGGGAAAUUUCAGAGAUGAGAGUCGAUGAUAACAAGACCGACGUUGGCAAUGUUGUCUUCGCCAAAUGGUUUAACCGCCAACUUGCUAGAUCGUAUGUACGAUACCGGAUGCUAAAAUUCGAAACAAAAUAUGUGGAUAUAUUGCUUCGAGAACGUCACCACUGUUAUUUUCCUAAUCGUCAACUUGGGAUGCCAUAUUUCAGAGAUGCUCUCUUCUUUCAUGAAGCGGAAUUGAGAACCCGUUGGAAAACUAAAAACAAGCUCAAAAAGCUGACCAUGGGAGAUACUAGACCAGCAGUAAAUAAACUAGCUGAGCACGAUCAUCGGCUGUUCAGAACACCCCUCUUAGGGAAUCGAAAAACAUUGUCUCCCGCAACUGGUAGAGGUCACCCGACACACUUCGAGCGACGAGUUCCAGUCCGUACGGCUUCUAUACAACCCCAUGCCGGACUUCCAGCGGUCCAAGAAUUCAAUCAUCCUACUUCUCAGAGUGGGCUUGUGAAAUGGAGUUCGGAGGCCGUUAGUACUCUUGGAUCUAGUGUCUGGCUAUCUGAAAGUUCCGAACAGAUUUUUCACUACUCUGAAUUUGCUAAUUCCGAAUCAGUCGAAUAUCUGAACAAGUUCGCCGUGUUGACACUAAUUGUUCGGGCCUCCUUCACCCUCAAAACGCAAUCACUCGCUGUUCCACAAUUCGGUAAAGACCCCUGGGAUAAACUUGAAGUUGGUUCCGAGUUGGCAGGCAAACAUGUCAACACGAAGCUAUCGGAGAACUUUGACGGAUGGGACCCAAGUUCUCGUCGAUUGAUCCGUCUACGCGCCCUCCAAGGCUUUUACGCAAUCCCACAACAUGGAAUAAAGAGCACACUUCCUAAACCCCAGGCCAAAUGA